CUGGAACUCCAUUUCCCGACAGCACCCGCGGUGAGACGUGACCCAGCACGCACCGCGGCUUUGAGAGGAUGAGGCCAAGAUGGCGACGAAAGCUAGUACAGAGGGCCCUCCUCCUUUUGAUUGUCCAUCAUGGGGAGGCAAGCCACCCGUCGGGCUCCACCUCGACGUGAUGAAAGGAGACAAACUGAUCGAGAAACUGAUCAUCGACGAAAAGAAAUUCUACUUGUUUGGCCGCAAUCCGGACUGGUGCGACUUCACCAUCGACCAUCAGUCGUGCUCGCGCGUCCACGCCGCCCUGGUCUACCACAAACAUCUGAAGAGGCUCUUUCUUAUCGACCUCAACAGCACCCACGGCACCUUCCUGGGGCACAUCCGCCUGGAGCCGCACAAGCCCCAGCAGGUUCCCAUCGACUCCACUCUGUCUUUCGGGGCGUCCACGCGCACGUACACCAUCCGAGAGAAGCCCCAAAGCCAGGGAGCCGCCGGCAGCGGGGACAUUAAAAUCGGCGACGAGGACGAGCUGAAAGGGCUUCUCGGCCUGCCCGAGGAGGAGACGGAGCUGGAGAACCUGACCGAGUUCAACACGGCCCACAACAAGCGCAUCUCCACGCUGACCAUCGAGGAGGGCAACCUGGACAUCCAGAGGCCCAAGAGGAAGAGGAGAAACUCCCGCGUCACUUUCAAUGACGAGGACUCCAUCAUCAAUCCGGAGGACAUCGACCCUUCGGUAGGACGCUUUCGGAACAUGGUGCAGACGGCCGUGGUCCCCAUCAAGAAACGUCGCUCCGAGGGCCACAACACGUUGGGCCUCGACGACUUUGCGUCCAAGCGAGUGCACGGAUACUCCCUGAGCGGCGGUCUCUACGGCGACCUGCCCCCCACCAGCCACGAAACGCAGCCCACGGGAGCCCCGGGUGGCGCCUCCAUGCAGGGCGGCCUCCCCUUGCCCUUCCCCAACCCGGCCCCGGAGGUGGACCUGGCCCCCGAGGCUCCCCGACGCCCCGUCACCCUGGCCCCCGCCCCGGUCACGGUGCCCUACCUCCCAGAGACGCACAACGAGCCGCGCAAAAAGAAGUACGCCAAAGAAGCGUGGCCGGGCAAGAAACCCACGCCGUCGCUACUCAUCUGAGACGCUUGCCCCCCCCUGACCCCCCACCUGCUGACUCUCGAGUACCGGUGGGGCGACGCCACUCCCUCCUCACGUCUUAUUUUAGCGCCCAAGGAGCUGCGUACGAGCAAGAUAACGAGACAAGAGUUGGAGCCACCGUUGGAAGCGUCACAUUUGUUUCUUCUACGUUUUCCACUUGUUUUACACUCUUUUCCAUGUUUUUUGCAAAUGCUAUUAAUAAAUGGCAAAAGGAUAUUUUUA
Molecule: messenger RNA, 1369 nt
Organism: Hippocampus zosterae (dwarf seahorse)
Lineage: Eukaryota; Metazoa; Chordata; Actinopteri; Syngnathiformes; Syngnathidae
Product: nuclear inhibitor of protein phosphatase 1-like
Exons: 7
Coding region: 80-1129 (349 amino acids)
Cellular component (GO): nuclear speck
Molecular function (GO): protein serine/threonine phosphatase inhibitor activity; mRNA binding; protein binding
Source: RefSeq, a predicted model, not a curated record